Myxozyma melibiosi is the source of this 1969-nucleotide messenger RNA. RefSeq lists its product as uncharacterized. Lineage: Eukaryota; Fungi; Ascomycota; Lipomycetes; Lipomycetales; Lipomycetaceae. The record is from RefSeq and is a predicted model, not a curated record. Gene Ontology annotation, molecular function: transcription cis-regulatory region binding; DNA-binding transcription factor activity. Gene Ontology annotation, cellular component: nucleus. Gene Ontology annotation, biological process: regulation of DNA-templated transcription. The transcript has a single exon. The coding region runs from base 417 to 1859 and encodes 480 amino acids.
CUCCAACAACAACUCGCACUCAAAACCCACGCGAUCAACGACGACACGCGUCCACCCGCAAACCAAACAAUACCGAGCCCUGACCCCAUCUUCCCGCUUACAUAACCACCAAUAAAGGGAAAAAAGUCACCCGGCCGCCAUCACGCCCCAGUUCUCGAAUCCGCGGCUCUCACAAUUUUUGCUCUGCGGAUUUGUCCAAAUUACCCUCCUUCAAAGCAUCAGUCGAAGCCCUGUUGUCAAACGGUCCCAGCGCGUGUCGGAUCAGUCCUGAAGCAGCUCUGUGCCUUGAAAUUGGACACGAAUAAAAGGACAGGAAGAACUGAAGCAAAGGAGGACUCUUGUUUUGGAAACAUUCUGUUUUGGACAAAACACUGCAAACAAGUUCCUGCGCGUGUAUCAAACCACAUCCAAAAAUAAUGGACGCGAUCGAUAGCUUCAACGCCGCGUCGGCGUUCAACACAAACACACCUACCCGCGAAUCUGACAUUCGUUCGUCGAAGCGGAGUCGCAAGCACGGCGGUCACGGUAGCGCCGCCGACGGUAGCAGCGGGGUGGACAACUCGUCCGGCGCCGCUGCGAGGGUGUCGGGAAGCGCUGUGGGUGCUGCUGCAGCGAGAUUAGGUGGUCGAGACGAGGUCGACGACGAUGACGAGAACGAUCAGGAGCGCGAGGGGUUCAAUACCAACCAGUUCAUCUCCUACGGCUCCGGUGACGUUCUCGAUCCGCAGCUCGCAAACAUCAGCAAGCCCCCUUCUGCCGCGUCUUCGAAACGCUCAAAUUCACAGGCCAGCCGCCAACGACAAGCAGCACAUCUCGCGAGAUCGUUACCGGACGGCGUGCUCGAGCAGUUGGGUAAUCCGGCGGCGGUGUCGCUCGCGAUGGCAAACGAGCAAGGAAUGGCAUUGACCGAGGACGCGCAGGACGCCGUCGCUGCUGCUGCCGCUGCCGUCGUCACCGCCUCGAUUGCCGCGACGCUUGCCUCGACGCGUGGCGCCGGAAACUCAGCUACCUCAGCUGCUGGCGCAGAGUCGGACUCGAUCGUGCCCGCGACCGUGAAGAAGCGGAAACGGCAGGCGAACUUGAACGACGCGCGAGAUCAACACCGAGAAGGCGCGGCGUCGAUCACCUCACCUCUGAACCUGAUCCACGACCAAACCGGUCUGGGACAUCCUCACCACCAUCAGCAGCAGGCGCAAGCACAGCAGCAGCUUCCCCCGCCGCAAGCUCGCAGACAGGAUACCCACGCAGGACUCCCUCCUGUCGCGGCCGUCAACGGAGGGUCGUUCACGCCUGAAGAGACCGUUGCGCUUGAGACGUUUAUGCAGGAAUACGGCCGCGAGCACGAUCUCGACCACGAGGGCCUAUGUCGGCGUGUGUGGGCGAACGAGCGCAAGAAAGAUAACUUCUGGGACGCGGUCACGAACGCGCUUCCCCACCGCACACGCGCGAGCGUGUACAAGCACGUUCGGCGGAAAUACCACCCCUACGAGCAGCGCGGGAAGUGGACACCUGCUGAGGAAGAGCAGUUGCGGCAGUUGAAGGACGAGUAUGGCGCGCAGUGGAAGAUCAUCGGGAAGCAUAUUGGGCGGAUGCCAGAGGACUGCCGCGACCGAUGGCGGAACUACGUCAAGUGCGGGACUAGUCGGGGCCAGAAUAAGUGGAGUGUGGAGGAGGAGGUGAAGUUGAUCCAGAUCGUGAAUGAGAUUCGGUAUAGUCACCCUGGCUCGGAGGUCAAUUGGACUGUUGUGUCUGAGAAAAUGGGCGGCAUACGGUCGCGGAUCCAGUGUCGGUAUAAAUGGAAAAAGUUGACCAGAACAGGCGCGGCUUCGGACAUUAUGGGUAUUAAUGGGCAAUCUUGAUUUCGUUUUCUUUUUUUGUUUUUUGUGUUAUUGUAUACUUUUAGGCCGUCAUAUAAAUUGUCAGUAAUUUGAUAAAGCCGUUCUUUCAUAUCCUGUGCUGCUGGAGCGAU